UAAUAUACAGGCACCCAAUACAAAACUGCAAUCCAGAAAAUAAUAAAGACCAAAAGUCAAAAUUGGGCACCAUACUCGGGUGAUUCAAUAUCUGCAAGUGCUUCCCCGAGCUGCCUCUGCAAUUCUUCACCUUCUGCUUACUUCUUACUUCACAACUAGUCAGUUAGCAACCCUGAAGUACUUUUUACUUUGCAGUCAGAUUGGGAUUUGGUUCGGCCCAUCUUAGAGGAUUUAAUUACGACAUUUCACUUAAUCUUGGGCAACAUUAUCUUUUGAAUCCAUGAUGGCAGAUGCAAGUCCUAGAAGCGAUUCUUCUACAGAUGGAGACACCGAUGAUAAGGCAUUGGGGUUCCACAACAGUCAGGGGGUUGUAGUUUCUGAUGCCAGUGACAAGUCAAGGGAUCAAAAGACUCUUCGUCGGCUUGCUCAAAAUCGUGAAGCUGCAAGAAAAAGCAGGUUACGGAAAAAGGCUUAUGUCCAGCAGCUUGAGAGCAGUAGGAUGAAGCUGACCCAGCUUGAACAAGAACUUCAACGAGCUAGGCAGCAGGGCAUAUUCAUUUCAAGUUCAGGAGAUCAAUCUCAAACGAUGAGUGGUAAUGGAGCCUUAGCAUUUGAUGUAGAAUAUGCUCGAUGGUUGGAAGAGCACAACAGGCGAGUCAAUGAACUGAGAGGAGCCGUGAACUCCCAUGCGGGCGAUGCUGAACUUCGCAUUAUCGUUGAUGGAGUAUUGGCACAUUAUGAUGAGAUAUUUAGGAUAAAAGGUGAUGCUGCUAAAGCGGAUGUCUUCCAUAUCUUGUCAGGAAUGUGGAAAACUCCUGCUGAGAGGUGUUUCUUGUGGCUUGGUGGAUUUCGUACAUCUGAAAUCCUUAAGCUGCUUAUAAGUCAGUUAGAGCCUCUGACUGAGCAGCAGUUAUUGUCCAUCAGCAACUUGCAGCAGUCAUCUCAACAGGCUGAAGAUGCUCUAUCUCAAGGGAUGGAAGCAUUGCAGCAGUCAUUGGCUGACACACUAGCUGGAUCUCUUGGACCCUCGAAUUCAUCAGAAAAUGUUGCAAAUUACAUGGGGCAAAUGGCCAUGGCCAUGGGGAAGCUAGGAACUCUUGAAAAUUUUAUUCGACAGGCAGAUAAUUUGAGACAACAGACCCUUCAACAAUUGCAUGGUAUAUUAACUACUCGGCAGUCAGCUCGUGCUGUCCUAGCUAUUAGCGAUUAUUUCUCUAGACUCCGAGCUCUUAGCUCUCUCUGGCUUGCCCGACCACGGGAGUAAAAUAAACACCAUCCUUCUGUUUUGCGAAAGAUGAUGAAUCUUCUCAAGUGUGUCUUCACUGUUGUACAAUAUAGGAUUGAAGAUUCUGCCUGUGCAGUUAUUGGGCGUUUUAACAAUUACCCCUAAAGUUUAGGAUAUAAACCUGAAGUGUAGCUUUAACAUCAUAGUUUGUUAACAAAUAUUACCUGUGUAUUGAUUAUUAUAAUUGUAUUUGCUGUAUGGUUGUAGGGUCUUGUCCGGUUUGUAAUGUAAUUUAGCCACAUUAGUCUGCCGUGUCGGUAUGUUUGUUGAAAUCAAGAGUUGUAUGGUCAUGGUUCUGCGACUUUGCUUCAAUAAUACAGCCACAAUGAUUGGCAUCACUUCUGACUAUUGCA
Messenger RNA from Daucus carota subsp. sativus, 1638 nucleotides. RefSeq names its product transcription factor TGA2.2. Bases 281 to 1264 code for a protein of 327 amino acids. The record is from RefSeq and is a predicted model, not a curated record. Gene Ontology annotation, molecular function: sequence-specific DNA binding; DNA-binding transcription factor activity. The transcript has 9 exons. Gene Ontology annotation, biological process: regulation of DNA-templated transcription; DNA-templated transcription. NCBI's taxonomy places the organism in Eukaryota, Viridiplantae, Streptophyta, Magnoliopsida, Apiales, Apiaceae.